Molecule: messenger RNA, 1524 nt
Organism: Aplosporella prunicola CBS 121167
Lineage: Eukaryota; Fungi; Ascomycota; Dothideomycetes; Botryosphaeriales; Aplosporellaceae
Exons: 2
Coding region: 1-1524 (507 amino acids)
Source: RefSeq, a predicted model, not a curated record
AUGUUGCCCCUCCUCUCCUCCCAGAGGGCAGCAGGCCUUGCCGGCGUCACCCUUAUACUUUUCCUGCUGCUCGGCUACACCACCUACUCGUCGCGCGCCGCCGAUCCCGUGCCCUUCACCUACACCUCCACCCCCGGCGGCAAGCAGUCCUCGCCCGCCGACGGCUGGGAAUUUGACACUAAACGCGACUCGAAAAACUAUGGUCUCUCGCCCGAGCAGUGCGAUGCCGCCUUCCCCAAGCUGUGGAGCGAGCUCAACCGCUCCGUCGCCCACCGCAAGAAGGUCGGCAACAUCAAGCCCGACGAUCUCGACAUUGGCUGGAAGAUUGACGGCAUCGUGAGGGCUAUGAUUUAUGACCGCCAGCUUUACAUCCUGGGCGCGCGCGGCGUCCGCAGACGCGACUAUCGCCAGCGUGCAAUCGGCGUUCUCCAGUCUAUCCAGCGUGCCAUUACGGCCUAUCCCGGCCACAUUCCCAACGUCGAGUUUUCUUUUGUCGUCGACGAUGGCGCCUACUUUGCGACCUACGGCAACGAGACGCAGGCCACGACCUGGGCCUUGACUCGCGAGCCGCAGAACGAGAACCUCUGGUUGAUGCCCGACUUUGGCUUCUACAGCUGGGAGGGUCCCGCCGGCGAGUACAACGCCCUUCUCAAGGCCAUCGAGCAGGAUGAGAUCCCAUUCGAUCAAAAGGACAAGCGCGCCAUCUGGAGAGGCGCCAAGUCGCCCGCCGGUCCGGUUGCCGUCCGCUCCGACCUUCUGAAAGUGUCCAAGGGCAAGUCCUGGGCCGACGUUGAAGAGAUCAAAUGGGGCGGCGACGAUGGCCCGAAGGGUCCCAAGAAUCUGGUUCCCAUGUCGAAGCACUGCAAGUACCUGUUCCCGGUGCACACCGAGGGCCACACCUACUCUGGCCGCCUCAAGUACCUUUUGAACUGCCACUCGCUCACCGUCAUCCACAAGCUUCACUGGGCCGAAAACUUCCACGACCUGCUGAUCCCGUCCGGCCCGGAGCAAAACUUUAUUCAGGUCGAGCGCAACUUCUCGGACAUGCAAUGGAAGAUGGAGUACUACCUCGAGCACCUCGAUGAGGCGAAACGCAUCGCCGACAAUAGCGUCAAGACCUUCCGCGACCGCUACCUCACUCCGGCCGCCCAGGCGUGCUACUGGCGCAAGCUCUUCGCCGCCUGGAGAGAAGUCAGCUUCGAGCCCGACUAUUACAUCACCGAGGCCGAUCUCGUCGAGCAGACGGAGAAGGACCUGAAGAAGGCCAAGCAGCGUGAAGAAGCCAAGGAAAAGGAAGACGCGAAGGAGCGCGAGAAGGCGAAGGAGCUCGAAAAGGCAAAGGAGCUGGAAAAGGCCAAGGAGCGCGGAAAGGCCGACGCUAACCCCAACAAGAGCGCCGAGAAGGAAAAGACGCACACGAUCCCGCGGUCGACGUCGGGCCAGCGGUUGAUUCCGCGCGGCAUGCCGUACGAGACGUUCCUGCUGCUCGAAUCGUACCCGGAGAGCCCGUGGUACAACUCGUGA